UGCCCGACGCGGCGCUUAACGUCAGUCCUUUCCUCUUAGCCUCGCGUCCAAGAUGGCGGAGUACGACUUGACUACUCGCAUAGCGCAUUUUUUGGACCGGCAUUUGGUCUUCCCGCUCCUCGAGUUUCUUUCCGUCAAAGAGAUAUAUAAUAAAAAUGAAUUGUUUCAAGGAAAACUGGAUCUCCUUGGUGACACCAACAUGGUGGAUUUUGCUGUGGAUGUGUACAAAAAUCUUGAUUCCGAUUAUAUCCCUCCUGCUUUGUAUGAGAAAAGAGCUGUAGUUGUUGCACAGCUAAAACAAUUUCAAGAAGAAACAGAACCAAUUAUCAAGAUGUUUGAAGACAAAGAAACUGUACAACAAAUGCAGACAACUAGGGAUGGUCGGAUGCUAUUUGACUACUUAGCAGACAAGCAUGGUUUUAGGCAAGAGUAUUUGGAUACAAUCUAUAGGUAUGCUAAAUUCCAGUAUGAAUGUGGCAACUAUUCAGGAGCAGCAGAAUACCUGUACCUGUUUAGAGUGUUGGUUCCAUCAACAGAUAGAAAUGCUUUGAGUUCACUUUGGGGAAAGCUGGCAUCUGAAAUUCUGUUGCAAAACUGGGAGGCCGCCAUGGAGGACCUUACAAGGCUGAAAGAGACAAUUGAUAAUAAUUCUGUCAGCUCUCCACUCCAGUCUCUUCAGCAGAGAACAUGGUUCAUUCAUUGGUCCCUCUUCGUUUUCUUCAACCAUCCUAAAGGCAGAGAUAACAUCAUCGAUCUCUUUCUCUAUCAGCCCCAGUACCUUAAUGCAAUCCAGACGAUGUGCCCACAUAUUCUUCGGUAUCUGACUACAGCAGUGAUAACAAACAAAGAUGUUCGAAAACGUAGGCAAGUGUUGAAGGACUUAGUCAAGGUUAUUCAGCAGGAAUCUUACACCUACAAGGACCCAAUAACAGAGUUUGUAGAAUGCUUUUAUGUGAACUUUGACUUCGAUGGAGCACAGAAAAAACUGAGAGAAUGUGAAUCGGUCCUUGUGAAUGACUUCUUCUUGGUAGCAUGUCUCGAAGACUUCAUUGAGAAUGCUCGCCUCUUUAUAUUUGAGACUUUCUGCCGCAUUCAUCAGUGUAUCAGCAUAAAUAUGCUGGCAGAUAAGUUAAAUAUGACCCCCGAAGAAGCUGAACGAUGGAUUGUGAAUUUAAUCCGUAAUGCAAGACUGGAUGCCAGAAUAGAUUCAAAAUUGGGUCAUGUUGUUAUGGGGAACAAUGCAGUAUCACCUUAUCAGCAAGUGAUUGAAAAAACCAAAAGCUUGUCUUUCCGAAGUCAGAUGUUAGCUAUGAAUAUUGAGAAAAAACUGAACCAGGGCAGUAGGGCUGAGGCACCUAACUGGGCUGCUCAAGACUCUAGUUUCUACUGAAAUACUUCCAGGGAAGAAAGACAACUUCCAUUUGAUAAGGACUUCAAUUAUGUACUGUUCUGAAGAAUUAAUAAUUAUGUGAACUUAGCAGCACAUUAUGAUUUGAAUAAAUUUGGCUACUUUUAAUUUA
Varanus komodoensis (Komodo dragon) is the source of this 1520-nucleotide messenger RNA. RefSeq names its product eukaryotic translation initiation factor 3 subunit E (gene EIF3E). The transcript has 13 exons. NCBI's taxonomy places the organism in Eukaryota, Metazoa, Chordata, Lepidosauria, Squamata, Varanidae. The record is from RefSeq and is a predicted model, not a curated record. Bases 53 to 1390 code for a protein of 445 amino acids. Gene Ontology annotation, cellular component: cytoplasm; nucleus; eukaryotic translation initiation factor 3 complex. Gene Ontology annotation, molecular function: translation initiation factor activity. Gene Ontology annotation, biological process: translational initiation.